AUGAGUCCAGCGCUCCUGACUCCGUAACCCCCCUCCAAAAAGGAACCUCAGCUUUCUGUCCGGGCUGCGCGUCCCUCACUCUGGAUCGGCAUAAAUGAAUGAAACACAGGGGAAUAUCGACAGACAACCGCACAGGAAAACUCUCUGUCACAGCAGCAGUCUGCCAGGAGGAUUUUAUGUCGGGCUUGACAAGCAAAUCAACAUGAGUUUUCCCCUCUGGAACUUCAUCUCAAGCUUGUCAAAUGUGUAAAACGGCGACCGGUGUCGUCUGCCCCCCUUACGAAGGAGUCACGCUGUGAUUAACGGUCAGGUUUUUGACUGCCAGGACAAAUGAAUACAAAUGAAUUUAGGCACCCGAAGGAGAGAUUGCAGAACCUCUCAUCUAGACACAAAGAGAGCCCUAUUGCUCUGUACAGUUUUAUAUUGUACGUGUUACCUGGGACUUACACAAGUACACUCUGAAGAUGUGGACAUCCUCCAAAAGUUGGGGCUCAAGGGAGAGAAGCUGUCUCGCUCUGUGCCAGCAGGGGUCAUUCCAUUCAGAUCAGGGAUCAUCCUCAACCAGCGGGCGCACAUUGAAACUCCAUUGCGCUCUGUCUUCCCAUUGGCCAUCUGGCCCAAUCUGGCACUGGUCCUGAGUGUGCGCUCACACCGUGUCAACAGUGCUUUCCUCUUCACCCUGCUUUCAGGCCGCAAGAAGCUCCUUCUUGGUCUGCAGCUUGCUCCGGGCAAUCUGGUCCUUCACACUGGACCAAACACUUCGGUGGCACUGCCCUAUGAUCCCCAUGAUGGUCAGUGGCACCAGCUGGCAGUGGAAAUUAAUGGACAGAGAGUGACUCUAUAUGCCUCCUGCGGAGAGCAGAGUGUUCAUGCAGACUUUGGGUGGGACAGUGAGGAAGGGCUGGCUCCAGAGCUCCAUAGCUCCUUUUUACUGGGGCAGUCAAGCCAGCAGCAAGCUUCAGCACACUUUGAAGGAGCCAUCUGCCAAUUUGACCUGGUCCCUUCUGCACAGGCAGCUCACAACUACUGCAGGUACAUUAAGAAACAGUGCAGGGAAGCAGACACAUACAGGCCCAACCUUCCUCCCUUGUUGCCUAUCCUACCAAGAGAAAAAAACAUCACAGCUACCGCCGCUACGCCUAAACAUGGUGGUCCGGUAACAGCCAGAAAGCCCACAGGGUUUAGCCUCGCCAGGAGUGUUGCCGCUGCUGCCUCUGCUGUUAGAUAUGUAGCCCCUACUCAAACAAUAAAGCCCAGUUCUGGGACCAUUCCUACACCUUUACUGGCAACAGUAAUGCCAGUCACAGUUCAGCUUGGUUUAGCAUCCCCACCUCCCAGCACCAGGACGGAAACUGUCACAGCACCACUCAGGACAAGAGUACACCCAACAAAACCACCAAACUCAAAACCCUCCACCUCUAAAUCUUCUAAUCCAAAACCCUCUAAACCCACUCCCUCAAAGCCCAUUCCUAAUACCACGUCCAAAAAAACAGUUGCAGGAACAGACAACAAGAAGAAACCUAACUUUCCAGCCACUACCAACACCAAACCCUCCAAGACAAAGCCUGGAGCUACCUUAUCAGACCAAGGUGCAGUCCCUAAGAAACCACCACCCAUCACAGCCAAGAAAACACCUUCCAAGCCUAAAGUUACACCAUCCAAAGCCUCUCCGUCCAAGCCCAAAGUAAAUUCUGUCAAAGUUUCCCCAUCAAAACCUACAAUACCCAAAGUUAACCCUUCAAAACCAACAGUCUCCAAAACUACAACUGCAAAAACCUCCAAGCCAUUCUCAAAACAGGUCAUCAAGCCAACAAAGCAAGCAACAACUACCAAGUCUCCAGUCACCCAAAGACCAAGUACACCUUCAGACAACCCAGUAACACCACCUGCCACUGAUGGCUUCCAGAGCUGGGAGGUUCCACCAACUCAAUUCUCCCUCCUGGAAGGAGCUAUAGGACAGAAAGGAGAAGCAGGCCCAUCGGGACUGCCAGGACCUCCAGGGAAGGCGGGCCUGCCAGGCAAGAGGGGUCCUAGGGGCGCCCCUGGUCCCCAUGGAAACCCUGGCCGACCUGGUCCAUCCGGGCUCAAGGGGAGAAAAGGAGACCCUGGCAUUUCACCUGGACCAGCACCUAAAGGAGUGAAGGGAGACUCAGGGAUUGUUGGCCCGGUUGGACUGGCUGGCCAAGAAGGGAGGAAGGGGCAGAAAGGUUACCCUGGUCCACCUGGACUCCCUGGAGAGUCUGGAGAGCAAGGUCCAGUCGGAAGCCCAGGUGCCAAAGGUUAUCCUGGCAGGCAGGGUUUACCAGGGCCUAUAGGACCAGUUGGGCCUAAAGGCGUUCGGGGUUUCAUUGGAAUCCCGGGGGUUUUUGGCCUUCCUGGGCCUGAUGGCGAAAGAGGCAUUCCUGGCGAACCAGGGAAGAGGGGCAAGAUGGGUAGGCCGGGGUUUCCAGGCGACUUUGGGGAGAGAGGACCACCUGGACCAGAUGGAGAGCCAGGUGAGAUGGGAGCCCCCGGUCCAAACGGAGUUCUUGGACUUAUUGGUGAUAUGGGACCUGUGGGAGAGAUGGGCCUUCCAGGACCUAAUGGACUGAAGGGGGUUCCCGGAAAUCCAGGAGAACCAGGACUGAAAGGUGAUAAGGGUGAAAUUGGGAUUCCUGGAGAACAAGGGGAGAUUGGGUACAAAGGAGACAAGGGUAUCCAAGGGGCUCCAGGUUUGCCAGGCAUCCAAGGAAAACCAGGACCGCAGGGAAAGGUAGGAGAGAAAGGUCCAGACGGUGCACCUGGACCUCCAGGCCCUGAGGGUUUUCCUGGUGACAUGGGACCACCGGGAGAGAACGGCCUUGAAGGACUAAAGGGAAAGCCAGGAGUCAGAGGUUUACCGGGACCACGAGGGGUGCCUGGCUUGGAGGGUGAUGAAGGCCCGAUCGGACCACCAGGACCAACAGGACUUGAGGGUAGACUGGGCCGAAAAGGAUUUCCUGGAAAAGUUGGGCCAGAGGGACUUAAGGGAGAGACUGGUAUCACAGGAAAUGUUGGAUCCAUGGGGGAAAGAGGCUUGGUGGGUUUCAUUGGACCUGUGGGAGAGUCAGGACUGGCAGGAGAGAAGGGUGAUCGAGGGGAGAUGGGCCUUCCCGGACCAUCUGGAGAAAAGGGAUCAACGGGUCACACAGGAACACCAGGUGCAACUGGGCCGACAGGACCACUAGGAAGACCAGGCCCUCCUGGAGCGGCCGGGCCUGCCGGUACCAGAGGACCCAAAGGCUUGCGGGGAGCAAUCGGGCCUGACGGUCCAACGGGAGAGAGGGGGUUAGAGGGCAAGGCGGGCUUUGAUGGUCCUCCAGGAAAAUUAGGUUUCCCUGGACCUCAGGGGAAGAUCGGAGAGUCGGGUGAAUCUGGGCCUAAAGGUUUUCCUGGUAUCCAAGGGCCUUCAGGACCUCCAGGGGACAAGGGAAUACCAGGCGAGCCGGGACCACCUGGGCCACCAGGGACGGUGGGACUGUUGGGAGACAUCGGCCAAAAGGGUCCUCCAGGCAAGGUGGGGGAACCUGGACUGCCAGGCGAGCCAGGAGAGAAGGGCGCCAUUGGAGCUGACGGGAACAUCGGGGAGCAGGGACUGAUAGGACCACGGGGAGAGCCAGGCCUAGAGGGAGAAGCUGGUUCUGCUGGUCCCGAUGGCGCCAAGGGUGACAAAGGCGACAUGGGUCAGGAGGGCGACCAAGGAGAAAAAGGAGAAACUGGGCUAAAGGGAAAGGAGGGCCCGCCUGGAAGUCCUGGACUCACCGGCGUCAGAGGUCCGGAAGGGAAACCUGGAAAAUUUGGUGAUAGAGGCAAACUGGGCCCGAAGGGUGCAAAAGGUCAUCAAGGUCACCUUGGGGAGACUGGGACUGUGGGGAAGAUCGGACCACCAGGUUUUGUUGGGCAGAAGGGGUCCAGGGGAACCAUUGGACACGUGGGAGCUCCUGGUCGGAUGGGUCAACAAGGGGAAACUGGUCUUGCAGGUUAUGAGGGUCAUCAGGGAACACAGGGCCCGAUGGGUUCUCCAGGACCAAAAGGUGAAAAGGGCGAGCAAGGAGACGAUGGCAAAGUAGAGGGUCCUCCUGGUCCUCCAGGUGACAUAGGUCCUACUGGUGACAGAGGAGAGAGAGGGGAAUCAGGAGAUCCCGGUUAUAAAGGUCAAGUUGGCGUGGAUGGAGAGAGAGGCAGGUCUGGAGCUCCUGGACUGCCUGGACAGCCUGGGCCUCGAGGGCAACAAGGACCCAAAGGAGCCAAAGGAGAUCAAGGUCAAAAAGGCAAAAGGGGUCUGUCAGGACAAAAAGGAAGCCGAGGAACAGAGGGUGUGGGUGGUCCUCCUGGUCCCAGAGGUGUGGUGGGCAGAGAGGGACAGGAGGGUGUUCCCGGGCAGGACGGAGUCCCAGGAAAGGAUGGCAGUAAAGGCAUGCCGGGAGAACAUGGUGAUGAUGGGGAGUUUGGUCCUUUUGGCAAAUCUGGCUUCCGCGGUAAAACUGGUGUUCCAGGACUCCCAGGAGAUCAGGGGAGCUUUGGAGCAAAGGGGGAGCGGGGUCUUCGAGGUCAGAGCGGACCUCCAGGGAAAAGAGGCUUCAGAGGUGGGAUGGGACUACCAGGGCCACAGGGAGACCAAGGACCUAAAGGACAACCUGGUGAUACAGGGGAGGCAGGAUUUCCAGGAAUUCUGGGAGUUUUUGGACCGAGGGGGCCUCCAGGAGACUUUGGGCCAAAGGGUAUACGAGGACCAAAGGGGCCAAUGGGAUCAAUGGGCAGAGGAGGAGUUGCUGGCCCCACUGGAAUUAUUGGUCCCAAUGGCAGCGCAGGUCCUAGAGGGGAGAAGGGGAACCGUGGAGAAAUUGGAUUGCAAGGUCCAAUGGGAUCUCCUGGACCUCGUGGACCUCCAGGACUUCCAGGUCCCCCGGCUGUCCCUCUGUCAUUCAAAGAAGAUGGUGUUUUGUUCGCGGACUCACACACCCUACACAGGACUGAGAAUAAGCCAGUGAUGGACCUGCCUAUGCUGGACCAAGGCGCAGAGAUCUUUAAGACCCUCCACUACCUCAGUAACCUGAUCCAGAGCCUGAAGAACCCACUGGGCACUCGAGACAACCCCGCCCGCAUCUGCAGGGACCUGCACAGCUGUGAACAGAAGCUAAACGAUGGCACUUAUUGGAUUGACCCUAACCUGGGCUGCUCAUCAGAUAAAAUAGAAGUCUCCUGCAACUUUACUGGAGGUGGACAGACCUGCCUUAAACCAAUAACAGCAUCCAAGCCAACGGUCAGCGUCGGCCGUGUCCAGAUGAACUUCCUACACCUGCUGAGCUCAGAGGCAGUGCAGCACGUCAUCAUCCACUGCCUGAACGUCUCAGUGUGGAGGUCACCUGAGGGUCAGCCGGGUUCCCAGUCUGUGAGAUUCAAGGCCUGGAGUGGAGAGGAGUUUGAGGUGGGGGGAGAGCUUGAGCCAGAAGUCCUUGAAGACUCAUGCUGGGUGAAAGAUGGCCACUGGCACCAGACCCAUUUUGUGUUCCACUCCCUGGACCCCACCCUGCUCCCUGUGGUCGACAUCUACAACCUCCCCGACACUUCUCCCGGGUCACAUUACCACCUCGAAGUAGGUCCUGUAUGCUUCCUGUGAUGGCUGCAGUGUAACACAUAUGAUUACAGAGGAAGGAUGGAUCAUCACCCCCACAGGUGACACCCUCGUGCAGGCGUGGGGACCAGAGCAGCCUCCUCCAAUCCAUGGCAAAACAAGCGAGUACGAGUCUCCCUUUGCCAAACUCCCAUUGGACUGCAGACACAGAGGGAGUAAACGCGGGGAGCUUGGAGGGGGGGGGGGGGGGGGAGAGAAAAGAAGAGCUCUGGAGGAGCAGGGGAGUUCUUGCACUAAUAGCUUCUCCAUAUGGCAAACGCUUCGUUAAGCUCUUCAAAAAGGAUCUCCACACGUGGCCCGCUUGAAGAAAAAACAAAGGCUCUUUGCCACAAAAUCUCUCUGGAACAUUUCUGAGUGAAGGGAGACAAUCAGCAGACAUUAUAGUAACUUAUUUUUCUAACUGUAUACAGUCUGUAUACUGUGUGUUCUAUUUGUAUGGAAGUACCAGGAAUUCAAUUCUGUUAAACAAUAAGAAAGAAAGAAAUUGGGAUCAGUUAAAUGUACAUAAAUAUGUAUACUUAUUAUUAAUAAUAUUAUAAUUAACUUUUAUACAUGUAUAUCUUAUGUAAAGAAAUUAAAGUGCAAUAGAAAAUGAGAAGAUAAUUGGAUAUUUUAAACUUAAGAGGAAGGAUUUUUUUUUUUUGUGCUCAACUCCUUGUGAUCCUGCCCAGGUUUAUUCAGAGGCAGGCUCAAAAAAAAGAAGAAAAAACAAACAUCUAUAUUAACUAGGGUACUGUGGCAUUCAGUUUCCACCUUAAUUAGGCGAAAAAAAAACAGGAAAAAACGUUCGAGAGAGUGCAUCUGAAGCUACAGCUGAUGCACACAAGCUGUCCACAAGGACCAUCAAAUUGUCAAAUACUUAUUAGUAUACUUAUAACUUAUAUAUUAUGAAACUGGAGGCCACUGAUGAUUAGGGAGAGUAUCUGCAGUUCAGGAGUAUAAAGAGUACAGAGCUCUAGUUCUCAGUAGUUUUGAUUAAUUUCUCGUCAACUGUGGAGAAUAAAAUCAGGCUGUUCCUUUGUUUCUUACUUAUUAAAAGAGAUAGGAGGGUUUUAUUUACUCAGUACUAAACGGGACCUGGAGUCUCUUCUUCUUGCCCAGUUUUGGUAACAGUACAACUACAGGUACAGCAUUCUUAAGAGGAGAUCUGAGCCACAGGAAAGACGAGAGUGGGUCCAGGAAUCAGAAUUGAAACCCCUAUCUUCUGUCUCAUCCUCUCUCUCUGUAAUGCAUGGUGCUAAGUGAAUCAUCAAAGGUGCUAACCAUAGUGCUGUAAUUACACCACUUUGCUGAAAUUUUCUGAUGUCUAUAGUGCAUGUUAUCUUAGAUGUUAAGGAGUAAAUAUAAUAUAUUGACAUAGUUUUUACUGCGCACUACAAUGCUAAUAUCCCAUUCAAAACUUCAGCCAUUAUUCUAACUGUUUUGUUCAAUGCUGCAUUUAGAAAAUUGGUUUUUAACUGUAAAAAAAAAAUGUUUAAGAUAUAACUAUAAAAACAGAAAAAACAGAUUCCUCCUUUUGUAGCCGUAUAAAUGACAGGGUUGAUAGUUUUCCUAAUAAUCAACAUGUCUUUCUCUCUGUACAAAGCCCCCCACAGCUGUAUGUAAUAUUUGUUAGAAACACAACUAGUGGAGAUAGUUUUGAUUAAGGAAAAGUUUCUUUGUUGUAGCUGGACACAAGUGUGUAUAAUUGUGCAAACCUUGCUGUAUACAGUGGAUCCCCUCUUGCUUAUUUAAUGUUAUUUAAUGUUGUUCACGUGGUUGCAGAUGGAGCAAACUUCUUUUGUUUGAAACAAUACUACUCUCUCUGACAUCUUUAUCUAUCAGUUGGCCCAACUGGUCUUGGAGUUUAUAGAUUUUUUUUUUAUGUGUAAAUUUGGGGCUCCCGAGAACAAAUUUAUUGCAAUGUUAAUUACCUUUUAUUUUUCUAAUUUUUGUUCAUUUUUGUUGUCUUUUUCCUCUUUAAUAAUAAUAAUAAUCAAACAUGUACUGUACCAAGACUCUAUGUGCUAUAUUAUAACUUGUGUUUAAAAGAAUUAUGCAAAUAUGUGAAAAUAGUUUUUGAUUUUUUUUUGUAAAUCUGUUGCAGACAUUCAGACGAGCUAAGAAUACCUCACACUUUUACAAAUGAGUUCAUCGUUAAAGCCUGUUUGGAAAUAUCAGCCAAAUACAGUCAAGUCAUCAAACUCUGAACAAGACCAUUUCUGGUGCAAACAUCCUUUAUCCGUCUACUGUUUAUACAUUGUUUAAUGUCCAUUUGUUCAAUAAAGACUUUCAAUCUUUA
This is a messenger RNA of Labrus mixtus (cuckoo wrasse), 7934 nucleotides long. It is a transcript of the gene col27a1a, whose product is annotated as collagen, type XXVII, alpha 1a. NCBI's taxonomy places the organism in Eukaryota, Metazoa, Chordata, Actinopteri, Labriformes, Labridae. Gene Ontology annotation, molecular function: extracellular matrix structural constituent. Bases 341 to 5638 code for a protein of 1765 amino acids. The transcript has 61 exons. The record is from RefSeq and is a predicted model, not a curated record.